Molecule: messenger RNA, 1683 nt
Organism: Eucalyptus grandis
Lineage: Eukaryota; Viridiplantae; Streptophyta; Magnoliopsida; Myrtales; Myrtaceae
Product: probable disease resistance protein At5g63020
Exons: 2
Coding region: 268-1683 (471 amino acids)
Molecular function (GO): ADP binding
Source: RefSeq, a predicted model, not a curated record
AGGAGAAACACAUCGGUAAGAACACCAUCGCCUAUCACCAGAAAUCACCGAGAGGCUCCUUUUAUGUUAUGUGAGAUUUGCUUUGAUAGCUUGAAGCAGAGGCGUGAAGAUAAUCCUCCGAUUGCACCACCUUUCGGGACUCAGGCACAAAUUGAUCUGCUCCAAGUUUCCUUCGCACGGAUUUUCUUUAGCAAUUAAUAAUUGGUGGCAACAACAGACACAAAAGAGGAGGGGAAAAAGUAAUUUCUAGACAUUAAAGAAGAAAUUAUGGCCGAGGCAUUUGCUAGCUCCGUUGCGUCGAAACUAGGUGAGUGCCUGUUUGCUCCCAUUGGACGCCAAUUUGGGUACGUGCUGCACUACAUGAGCUACGUCGAAGAUCUCAAAAAUGAAGUUGAGAAGCUGGAGGCUGCUAGGGAAAGGGUGCAGCACUCUGUCGAUGAAGCCUUGUAUGAUGGAAAACCUAUACACACUGAUAUUAAGAAUUGGUUGGAAAACGUGGAGAAUAAGGCUAAGGACGCACGAGACUUGUUAAAACAUGGUGGAAGUGCAAAAAAUGCUUGCUUCCGUGGGUGGCUUCCCAACCCCAUGGUGCGCCAUCCUAUUGGCAAGAAGGUGAAGAAGAUGACUCAAGUCAUUCGGGAACUCCAUAAUGAAAGUGAAAAUAAUAACUUCCAGAAGGUCUACUAUGAGAAUCCUCCGAUAGGAAUUGUCGUUGCUACCACUUCCGCUGCAAGAUCUGUUGACAAGAAAGAAGAUGUCCUGGAGUCGAGGGCUUCAAUCACAGAGGAUGUAAUGAAGGCUAUAAUUGAUGACAAAAUCUGUGUGGUUGGGGUGUAUGGACCAGGUGGGGUUGGCAAGUCCAAGCUUUUGGAGGACAUACAAAAGCAAGUUAAGAAAGAGAAGCAAUUUGAUGUGGUUGCCACAGCAAAUGUAUCACGCAAUCCAGAUUUAAAAACAAUCCAAGGAGAAAUUGCUGAUGCUCUAGGCCUAAAGCUAAUGAAUGUGGAAACUGCUCGUGGGAGAGCCGAUCGUUUGCGUGAGAGGUUAGAGUGUGACCGAGAGAAAAAAAUUCUCAUAAUUUUGGAUAAUUUGUGGAAGAAGCUAGAAUUGAAAGAUGUUGGAAUUCCUUGUGGUGAUGGUAAUAAAGUGAGAGGUUGCAAGCUAUUGCUAUCAUCUAGAAACAGAGAAGUUUUACGCAUUGACAUGGUCUCUGACCAAGAAUUCCGCCUCAAGGAGUUGGACGAUGGGGAAGCAAGAAGACUUUUUGAAAGGAUAUUGGGGAACAUAAUUUAUGAUCCUGAGAUUAGACCCCUGGUAGAUGGAGUGGUCAAGAAUUGCGGAGGCUUCCCACUUUUUAUAAUUUCAUUGGCAAAAAGGUUGAGGAGCGGAAAUUUGGCUGCAUGGAGGAAUGCUUUGACGAUAGCAGGGUCUGAUUUAAAAUCACUCGUGGAACUAAACUACAAAAACUUAAAAGACGAGAGGAUCCAAUCCUUGUUCUUGGUUUGUGCUCUAUCACAUGGAUGGGAAGAGGUGGAUAUCUUGGUCUAUGGCUUGGGUUUGGGUUUAUUUAACAAUUUCAGCAAGACCAUCGGAGACGCUAGAGAUAGGUUGAACAUGGAUCUAGAUUGUCUAUGCAACUCUUCUUUAUUACUAGAUAGUGAUAAUUCUAGCAAAAAGAUAUAG